AUGGACCAGCAUACUUCCAGACUGCGGGCAGAUAGGUCAGGCACUAUCGAAAUCGCAACAUAUGCCCUUACUGGAGCAGUCGUGGUCUUCUUCAUUGCACGUCAGACUAUGAAAGCGAUCGUCUUCCGUAAAGUGGCGCUCGAUGAUCUCUUCAUCCUUCUGGCCACCGCGUUUGCAAUCGGUCUAUCAGUCACGACAUUAAUACUUGCCUCUAGAGAUUUUGGUGUACUCGAAUUUUUGACUCUCGAAAGAGCCAAUACUAUCAUGAAAGGCUACUACGCAUCCGAGCUGCUGUACAUCUCAUCGCUAUGCUUCUCGAAGUUGUCGAUCCUUGUCUUGUUCUACAAUGUCGUUGUACUACGUACUCAUCGUUUCUUUGUCUUGGGCUUUGGCGCUUGCAUCUUCGCUUGGAGUGUAGGAUCAGUCAUUGCUGCUGCAUUCCAAUGUCAACUUCCGCGGCCUUGGGAGAUGAUGACAUUGCGUUGCUUCAACACAGUAGGUGCUGCGUCGACAUCAGCUUUGAUGAUCUUGGCUGACGAUUACAGCGAAUCUUCUGGAUCGUGUAUUGUGCAAUCGACGUGUCCACAGAGGUGUUUAUUGUCCUGCUUUCUGUAG
Molecule: messenger RNA, 615 nt
Organism: Macroventuria anomochaeta
Lineage: Eukaryota; Fungi; Ascomycota; Dothideomycetes; Pleosporales; Didymellaceae
Exons: 2
Coding region: 1-615 (204 amino acids)
Source: RefSeq, a predicted model, not a curated record